Messenger RNA from Clupea harengus (Atlantic herring), 4400 nucleotides. RefSeq names its product nardilysin b (N-arginine dibasic convertase) (gene nrd1b). The record is from RefSeq and is a predicted model, not a curated record. NCBI's taxonomy places the organism in Eukaryota, Metazoa, Chordata, Actinopteri, Clupeiformes, Clupeidae. Gene Ontology annotation, biological process: proteolysis. Gene Ontology annotation, molecular function: metalloendopeptidase activity; metal ion binding.
CAACAUUGGCUUCAGUGGUUUGGUUGACGCAGCAUACGAACAUUGUAAACGAGUAGGCUGGACAUUGCAAUGAAUAGAAGAGUUUACCGGGUGUGCGGGCCCAAAGUUGACUAAGAUAAUUAUUUAGUAACAUUUGUUGGUCUGUGGUAGGAUUACAGUAACCGUUCUAGUAUUGCAGUGAUUUCUUACGUGAUAUUAUCAGUGAGAUUAUUUAGUCAUCCGCGGAAGUUAACGUCUCUCAACAAGUUAGCUCAAGAAAUGGUCAGAAAAUAUCACUCGAUAAAUUGUAAAAGUAGCCAAUCGUAGCCUAUCGCUCAUGUUGCAACUGGCUCUAUGCAUAUAACCGUCCAGCGUACCUUCCAGGAUAAGAAGUCUUUUCCCCUCAUGAUUGCGAUUCAGCACUUUCAAAGUCGGAACGUUUUUCAGAAUGAAUAAAUGCAAAACUUCUGCCAGUUCUUCCAUUCAAGAGUCCGGUCUGGAAGCAGGUGGAGGGGAGCCGCCACCCAAUCUCAAGGUUCAGUCUAGAGAGGAUGGAACAGAGACUGUGGAGGAUGACUUGGGAGAUCUUGAAAUUAUGAAAUCCCCUAGUGACCCCAAGAAGUACAGGUACAUAGAACUGACUAAUGGACUGCGAGCACUUCUCAUAUCAGAUCUCAGCAGAACCAGUGAACCAGCAGAGGAGACUGACGAGGAUGAGGAAGAGAGUGUUGAAGAUGACGAUGGUGACUCUGGAGAGGGUCUGAGUUCUGAAGAGGGAGGUUGUUCUGUGGAUACUUCUGAAGAACAGAGACCAAAGUGUGGUGAUGCAAAGAGUGGCAGCUCUGAGAAACAGUCGGCAGCAGCCCUGUGUAUUGCCGUCGGCAGCUUCAGUGACCCUGAUGACCUGCCUGGCCUAGCGCAUUUCCUUGAACAUAUGGUGUUUAUGGGCAGUGAAAAGUACCCGGCUGAGAAUGGCUUUGACGCCUUCCUGAAGAAACACGGUGGAAGUGACAAUGCCUCGACUGACUGUGAGAGAACCAUCUUCCAGUUCGAUGUCCAGAGAAAGUACUUCAGAGAGGCUUUGGACAGGUGGGCACAGUUCUUCAUUUGUCCUCUGAUGAUUGAGGAUGCUGUUGAUAGGGAAGUAGAGGCUGUUGAUAGUGAGUACCAGCUAGCUCGGCCGUCAGAUAGUCAUAGGAAAGAAAUGCUGUUUGGAAGUCUGGCCAAGCCCAACCAUGUGAUGAGCAAAUUCUGCUGGGGAAAUGCUCAGACACUAAAACAUGAACCUAAGAAGAGUGGUAUUAACACCUACAAGCGUCUACGGGAAUUCUGGAAGAGAUAUUACUCCGCCCAUUACAUGACUCUCACUGUCCAGUCCAGAGAGAAGCUGGACACGCUUGAGGAAUGGGUCAGGGAGAUCUUCAGGCAAAUCCCAAACAAUGGAAAACCUCAGCCUGACUUCUCCCACCUUCAAGACCCUUUUCACACAUCAGUCUUCAACCAGGUCUACAGAGUGGUGCCUGUGAGGAAGGUCCACGCUCUCAGCAUCACCUGGGCGUUACCCCCCCAGGCCAUUCACUAUAGAGUAAAGCCCCUGCACUAUAUAUCUUGGCUGAUCGGCCACGAAGGCACUGGAGGCAUCCUCUCCCAAUUAAGGAAGAGGUGUUGGGCCUUGGCUCUGUUUGGAGGGAACAGUGAGACCGGCUUCGAUCAGAACACCACGUACUCCAUCUUCUCCAUAUCCAUUACCUUGACCAAUGAGGGCUUCCGGAAAGUCUAUGAGGUGAUUGACUUGGUCUUCCAGUAUCUGAAGAUGCUGCAGAUUCUUGGACCACAAGAAAGGAUUUAUUCUGAAAUUCAGAAGGUGGAGGCGAAUGAGUUUCAUUAUCAGGAGCAGUCGGAUCCAAUCGAAUUUGUGGAGAACAUUUGUGAGAACAUGCACCUCUUUCCAAAAGAGGACUUCCUGACUGGAGAUCAGCUGAUGUUUGAUUAUGACCCAGAGGUCAUCAACGCUGCAUUGGCCUUCAUGACCCCUGAGAAGGCCAACCUGAUCCUGCUGUCUCCAGAGCAUGAGAACCAGUGUCACAUGAAGGAGAAGUGGUUUGGGGCCCAGUACAGUGGGGAAGAUAUACCUCAGGAGUGGAGGGAUCGCUGGGCUAGUGACUUUGAACUCAACCCUGACCUCCAUCUUCCAGCUGAAAACAAGUUCAUUGCUACUGAUUUCACUCUGAAAGCAUCAGACUGCCCGGACACUGAAUUCCCUGUCAAAAUCCUCAACACGAAGAAAGGGUGUCUCUGGUUCAAGAAAGACAACAAGUUCAAGAUCCCUAAAGCAUACGUGCGCUUUAACCUGCUCUCCCCAAUCAUCCAGAAAAGCCCAGAAAAUCUGGUGCUGUUUGACAUCUUUGUGAACAUGCUGGCGCACAACCUUGCCGAACCGGCGUAUGAUGCGGAUGUUGCUCAGCUAGAAUACAAGCUGGUGGCAGGGGAGCAUGGCUUGGUCAUCCGUGUGAAGGGCUUCAACCACAAACUGCCUCUGCUGCUCCACCUGAUAGUGGACUACCUGGCUGACUUCAGCGCAGCGCCAGAUGUGUUUGGCAUGUUUGUGGAGCAGCUGAAGAAGGUCUACUUCAACAUCCUCAUCAAGCCUGAGAGACUUGGCAAAGAUGUGCGCCUCCUGAUUCUGGAGCACUAUCGCUGGUCUGUGGUCCAAAAGUACCAGGCCAUAAUGGACGGCCUGAGCGUGGAUGACCUCAUGAACUUUGUCAAAAGUCUGAAAUCGGAGUUAUAUGUGGAGGGCUUGGUACAGGGCAACUUUACCAGUGCAGAAUCCAAGGAGUUCUUGCAGUAUUUAGUCGACAAACUCCAGUUCCAGCCGCUCACAGUGGAGGCUCCUGUUCUGUUUAGGGUGGUGGAGCUGCCGCAGAAACACCACCUGUGUAAAGUCCGCUCCCUCAACAAGGGAGAUGCCAACUCUGAGGUCACGGUGUACUACCAGUCAGGCAGGAAGAACUUAUGGGAACACACCCUGAUGGAGUUACUUGUGACACACAUGGAGGAACCUUGCUUUGAUUUCUUGAGAACUAAGGAGACACUGGGAUAUAUGGUGUACCCUACCUGCCGAAACACCUCAGGUGUCCUAGGGUUCUCUAUUACAGUCGAGACUCAAGCAACAAAGUUUUCAACUGAUUUUGUGGAGUCCAAAGUGGAGGAGUUCCUUGUGAGUUUUGGUGAGAAUCUGCUGAACAUGAGCGAUGAGGCUUAUGAGAUGCAAGUGACAGCCCUGAUCAAGCUGAAGGAGUGUGAGGACACUCAUCUGGGUGAGGAGGUGGAUAGAAACUGGUUUGAAGUCGUUACUCAGCAAUAUAUCUUUGAUCGACUCAGCAAGGAGAUUGAAGCCCUGAAGCGCAUUACCAAAGCAGACAUCAUCUCCUGGCUCAUGGAACACAGGCACAGUGAGAGCAAGCGGCUGAGCGUACACGUUGUUGGUUUUGGAGAGGCAGAGGGUGACUUUUCUGAUGAUGAGGAUUCUAGUUGUGACCUGAAUGCACAUCUGAUUGGAGAGAGAGCCUCCACCACCUCUGCCUACGGAGAGGUGUCCAAACUGACCUUCAUACCGCCCUCUUCUCUGCUGCCAGACGCCACCAUGGUCGAUGACAUCCGCAAAUUCACGGCAUCUCUUACCCUCUACCCAUAUCACAAGAUUCUCAAAUGAGAGCGAUCGUUUUUCCCUCACCAGUUGUUGGAUAUUGACUGUUACCCCCAUGUCUAACUCUGCUGAAGAGAGGAUCCAGCCACUGGAACUACUUUUAACACAUGCUCAAGAUAAUAAAAUAGCAAUUGAUGAUGAUGAUGGCGAAAGUAUCUGGAAUUGGACAGACUUUAAUCACAGUGGAGGGCAAGAAUAACUGACAAGCUGCAGCAGUAUUUUCUGAAAAUGAAAACAUCUAAGCUGUGAAUUAUUGCAAAGUAAUCAUACCAGUAUUAGCCUGGUAGAGUCUAACAGCUGGGCUAUAUACUGUAAGUGGUCUUAAAUCACUGAUAUGUCUUUCCAUAUGACUCCUUAAAUAGCAUUCAACCUUUUAUUUUUGCUAACCUGUGUAUUAUGUUGUUGUACCGGAACUUCAGGGCAUUAUGAAGUACUGUAUAUUUUAUGUAGAUAACAACGCAAAAAUAUGUAUUGCAUAAAAGGGUGGGAUUUGGGGAAAACCCAAAUCAUAACUAUAUGAUCCACUGCUGUGGUCAUUUUGUAGAUUGUAAAUCUAAAGUAUAGGCUAUGGGCGACUUUGUGGUUAACCCUGGCUCACUUUAUAUCUAAGGGACUUUCUAAUCCUGACCUCUCUCAAGGCAUCUACCUGUUUUAGUCAAUUUACUGUAAGAAUGUAAUAUUUAGAUUAUGUAUUAAAGUUUGCAGAACUACA